ACACACACAUACACACACACACAGAGCCACAUAGACACUCAUUAGAGCUACACGAACACAGCAGCGCACGGUGACUGCGCGGAGGGAGCGGAGCGGUACAGCGGUCAUUCCGGAGAGAAGAGCUGGAUUUUAUCCCCACAAGCAGCGCGUUAAGAACCGUCCUCACAGAGCUUAUGUGUAUGAAGAGGAGCAGAGCAGCACCAUGGUUCGGGAAACCAGACACCUGUGGGUGGGAAAUUUACCCGAACACGUCCGAGAGGAGAAAAUAGUGGAGCAUUUCAAACGGUAUGGACGGGUGGAGAGCGUUAAGGUCCUCCGGAAGCGGGGCUCGGAGGGCGGCGUGGCGGCGUUCGUGGACUUUGUGGACAUCAAAAGCGCGCAGAAGGCGCACAACUCCGUCAACAAGAUGGGCGACCGAGACCUCCGCACAGAUUACAACGAGCCCGGCUCGGUGCCCAGCGCCGUCCGGGGCCUGGACGACGCCUCGCCGUCCAGCAGUCACGCCAGGGACGUGGCGAGUUUCUCCCGGGCCGCCGUGGGUGCCGUUUAUGGACCCCCGGUGUCUCUGCACACCAGAGAGGGACGCUAUGAGCGCAGAAUAGACGGCAGUUCGGACAGUCGGGAUCGGGCGUACGAGCACAAUCCCUACGGACACCACGAGCGCGGCGGCACUUUCGAAAGGCCGCGCCACUACAACUCGGACUAUUACAGAGACCGCGCCAUGUUCGCGUCCGGGGUCGGCCCCAGCCCGGCGGUGAGCGCCAUCAGCGGCGGCUUCGACGCCCCGGAGUCUCACUUCGAGUCUCGGAUACGCGAGCCCUUUCCUCCGUCCGGCUCCACGCGCCGGGACCCUUACCGGGACGACAGGGGGCGCCGCGCCGAUCGGACUUAUCACCGGCGGAGUCGAUCGUCUCAUUCCUCGCAGUCGCGACACCCCUCUCCGCAAAGGACCACAGGACAGACCCCGAAAGCACCUCAUUCCCCUAAAAGAGUAGCGGUAUCGCCGAGCAGAGGACAGCGGUCGCGGUCACGGAGCCGGUCGUCCAGCUCGGACUCGGUCAGCAGCACCAGCAGCACCGGGAGCGGCAGCAGCGACUCCAACAGCAGUUCGAGCGAGGGAUCUCGGGCGCGCUCGGUUCAGUCUGCGGCGACGCACCCCCCUCCGGGUCCUCCCCCGCUGGUCCUGGACUGCGACGAGCCCCGCAGGAGCUUCGGGAUCAGGGUCCAGAACCUUCCUGUACGAUCCACAGACACCAGUUUGAAAGACGGCCUGUUCCACGAGUUCAAAAAGUACGGCAAGGUGACGUCGGUGCAGAUCCACGGCGCCUCGGAGGAGCGGUACGGGUUAGUGUUCUUCAGACAGCAGGAGGACCAGGAGAAAGCUCUGAGCGUGUCUAAAGGGAAGCUCUUUUUUGGGAUGCUGAUCGAAGUGACUGCGUGGAACGGACCCGAGACUGAAAGUGAGAACGAGUUUCGCCCGUUGGACGGGAGGAUAGACGAGUUCCACCCGAAAGCUACUCGCACUUUGUUUAUCGGGAAUCUGGAGAAGACGACCAACUACCAGCAGCUGCUCGACGUCUUCCAGCGCUUCGGGGAGAUCGUGGAUAUUGAUAUAAAGAGGGUGAAUGGAGUUCCGCAGUAUGCCUUUGUGCAGUACUCUGAUAUCGCCAGCGUUUGUAAAGCCAUCAAGAAAAUGGACGGAGAGUAUUUGGGCGCCAACAGACUCAAGCUUGGUUUCGGGAAGAGCAUGCCGACGACGUGCGUGUGGUUAGACGGCCUGUCGUCCAACAUCACCGAGCAGUACCUGACCCGACACUUCUGUCGCUACGGCCACGUGGUUAAGGUGGUGUUCGACAGGUUAAAGGGCAUGGCUCUCAUCCUCUACAACAACACGGAUUUCGCCCAGGCGGCUGUAAGAGAGACCAAAGGCUGGAAAAUCGGAGGAAACAAAAUCAAGGUCGACUUUGCCAGUCAGGAGAGCCAGGUUGCGUUCUAUCGCUCCAUGCAGGCUUCAGGACAGGAUAUGCGCGAGUUUUAUGACAUCGCUUCAGAAAGAAGAGACGAGCGAAGACCUCCGUAUCACGAAUUCUCAGCAGAGAGAGCGUACUAUGAGAACGUCCGGACCCCGGGUAUCUAUGCCGAAGACCCCCGUCGAGAGUAUUCCGUCCGAGCCAGAGAGCGGUACGCAGAGUUGGACCACUAUCCAGCCGAGCACUACGACCCACGUUAUCACGAGGACCCUCGAGAGUACCGGGAUUAUCGGGAUCCGUUCGAACAGGACAUCAGAAAGUACAGCUACAUUCAGCGGGAACGGGAGCGAGAACGCGAGCGCUUCGAGGCCGACCGGGGAAGAUGGAGUCCCUCCCAUCCACGCCGACCCAUAACCCCUACGGCCUCGCCUUCACCAUCCGAGCGCGUCUCUAGAGAAGAGCGGCGGGUGUACAGGCAGUCGUCCGAGAGGAGCGGGAGCUGUAGCUCGUUAUCACCCACGCCUCAGUACGAAAAGACCGAAAAGUCUCCGGUCGAGUAUAAGACGGAGGGUCUGGACAGAGAAACGGAGCCGGCCGAGGCCGAUCGGGCCAGCGGGACGGAGAAGAGCAAGCGCGGCAGGCGCAAAGACAAGGCAGACAGAGAGAAGGGCGAGAAGGUCAAGUCGAGGAGGGGGAAGGUGCAGUCUCCCAGCAUGUCUUUCGCCGAGCCGGAUCGGGAGCCAAGCCUGGAUUCAAAUUCUGGAAAAGUUAAAGUUCCCGAUGCCGACGGCUCGGAGAAACCGAGGCACAAAGGCGAGGGAUCCCCUUUUGAUCCGAUGUCUCGCUUGGAGCCGCAAAAAGAACGGCUUGAUUUCAGCAAGACCGAGUCUCAGGAACGGGAUAACAAAGGAAGGUCCAAGAAACCCCCUAAAUCUGAAAUUAACGACGGGAAAGAUCCUCUAAUGGACUCCGACAAGCUGGCAGCACGGAAGAGGCGCUUCGGUGAUCCUAUUAGUAAAGGCGUAAAACCAAAAAGGGGUCGAGUUGAGGAUGACCAGACUACUGGGGCUGGCCAACCUGCCGAUUCUGGGGCAAAUUCGUUUGCAAAAGAGCUAGAAAGUGACGUAAAAACGUUAGAAAAAGACGCACAGAAGAGGGAUCAUUCCAAAUCCAGUUCCGACAGGGUGGCCUCUCAUCAGAGGGAAGAGUCGGAUCCCAGUAUAAGAGCCGAGUCACAAAGUGCGUCUGCACGCCAAGGAGAGCAUUCUGAGCCUUUGGAGCCUUUAAACUCGAAAUCGCAUCCUGGCCCAAGCACGUCUAGACAAGUCUCCAACGACGGAAGCCCGGAAAAGGACGCCAAAGGCAAGGACGAAUAUUUGGACAUCGAUCUUUCUCAGAGUUAUCGCAAGCAGAUGGAACAAAACCGAAGACUUCAGCAGCAGCUCCAAGAGUCUGAAAAAGCAGGGAAAACGGAAACCUCUCAAAGUCUGGACACAGAAGAUUUAGAGCAUCGCAGUUUAGUGCACGAGGUUGGGAAGCCACCACAGGACGUCACUGAUAACUCUCCACCGAGCAAAAGCAAGAAGCAAGAUCAGUUAGAAAUGGACCUUGGUAGCAAGAGAGAACGUGUAUAUCGCAUUUUUCGCCCGAAGAGCGAAGACCCCGAAUGGACCUCGCCAAGGUUUCACGCCUCUCAACACGGAGAUGAAGAAUUUACAGACGUUCCGCAAUUAAUCAAUGUUAAAGAAGUCAAAGAACAGCCCAGAACGGUAGAUAACGCUCACCCGGACUUGGACGUCGGAGUUAAACAGGUACAUUGCCCACAAAUGUCAAAGUUAAGCACUCCGGUACAGGAUGAACAAAGGCGCUGGGAGAGUCGCCUGAAGCAGGACUUGUUACCCGACUUCUCCAGGAACUCUGAGAAAAGGCGUCUCAAUCGUAAAUAUUUAAACUAUAGACUCUGGCCUGAUUUGGAACCUGGUGAGGUGCAUUCUGAUUCUGAGGAGGAUCGAGAGCAGAAACCGAACUCUCCCAUGCCUUCAACCUCGGUGUCUUUUCCUGAGCGGCACCGAGGAGACCGGUUAUCGGAAUCCAAGCUGACCAACUCCCUGGAAAGAAACAAAUUCUGUUCCUACGCGCUUGACCAAACCAUCACACCGGAUACGAAAGCUCUGCUGGAGCGAGCAAAGUCUUUGUCCUCUUCGAGAGAAGAUAAUUGGUCCUUUCUUGACUGUGACUCGCAUUUUGCGAGUUUCAGAAGCAGGAAAGAUACAGAGAAGGUAGAAUCCACGCCCCGCCCGACGCCUUCAUGGUACAUGAAGAAAAAGAAAGCACGAAGCGAGUCUGACGAUAAACUAGACGACAGGAAGGAAGAUCCUAAACCGGCGGAACAAGAGAGGCGAGAGCUUUUUGCUUCGCGCUUUCUCCACAGUUCUAUUUUCGAACAAGACUCGAGGCGCCUUCAGCAUCUUGAAAAGAAACAUGAAGAUGCUGCAAAUGCUUUUCCAGGUGGUCAGCAAGGCCAAAUCGAAGGUCAGCCUGACCCGGAACCGGUCGUCCUUUUCCAUGAUCGCUUUUUAGAGUUGACGAGGCUGCAGCAACAGAAGGGAAAAGACCCGUCUCAGCAAGAUCCCCAAAAAGAUGAAAGUGUCGAGGAAAAAGCGAAUGAUAAAACACAGGAGGAGCAGAAAUCGACCCAGCAACCCAGUGCUGUUGAGUCUAAUGUGCAGCAAGCUGAGAUUAAACCAGUCAGCCCUGCACAGGUACCUCAGACAAGCCCUGUGCAAAGCAUUCAGACCAACACUGUCCAGGAACCUCAGAAGUCACCACCAGUCAUCCAGACUAAAGAGUUAUCACCACAACCAGAAGCGGUUUCUGUCCGAGCUCCUUCCCCUAAACAACCAAGUCCUCCAGUUAAAGAAGAAAAGCAGCCUGAACAACCCGUUACUUCUCAGUCAAGUUCACUGCCCCAAGAAAUGCCUGAAAUUCAGGAGCCAAAACCUUCGCUAAAUGAGACUAGGGUAAGCCCUACUAAAGAGAUGGAAGUGACUAAAGACGGAAAUGAUGAGGAGUUAUCCAGCAGUAAUACACAGACCACUGACGCCCAACUAAACAGUGAACCAGAACCCGAACCAAAGAGUGAGCUCCCAGAAUUACAGAAUUCUCCCUCCCCUAUGAUUGUGAAUGAACCAGGCGUGUUAGAAAAACCUGAGCCUGAAACCAUAGAGGCAGAACUGCUACUCAGAGAGGUUCACCCAAAAGGUGCUGACAGUUACACUGCAGAGGAACCGGUUUCUCCUCUGCCCAAGUCGAAAAGUAAGAAGGCGAAGGCCUCUCCUACAACGCCAGUUGCUCCUCUGACCUCAACAAACACGCCAGAUAAACAAACUACGCGCAAAAGUGAGCGGAUCGAUAGAGAAAAGCUUAAGCGUUCAUCUUCUCCCAGAGGAGAGCAAUCUAAAGCAGUUUCAGAUUCCAAAACAACUGCCAAGUCUCCUAUUCAUAGCCCCGAGCCGGAAGGUACAGAGCAGAACGCGCUCUCUGGAAGAUCAAGGCGUAAAAAUGUGCGUUCGGUUUAUUUGAAGAAUCCGAACAAAGAGGAAUCUGUACCACAGCCUGUCAAGGAAGCGGAGUCACCACGUGGUGCACGCAAACGUGGUGUAGAUAAAGAUUCAGUGCAACAGCAACCGGCAGAGCCCGAAAGCCUUCCUGCACCGACGACCUCGAGACGCGGACGUCCACCCAAGAAUCGACGCCAAGGAGAAGAUCUUGCAGGUGGGAAAAACGAGCGGUCAAAGUUGUCUGACGCUAAGGAGAGUGAUAUCAGUGAAAACAGUGAUGCCAUCACUAAAGUGGGCAAAGGCAAGCAUUCACCUCAGACCACAAAAUCAGCAAAUCAGGGCACUGUAUCUGGAUUUGGCAAGAAAGGAGACAACAUUUCUGAGCCUAUGGCCUCUGGUGUGGACAUGGAGUCUCAGGACGGCACCGUCCAGCAGGAUGGUGGUCCAUCAGUGGAAAACGACACAAAGGAGGAAAGCAUUUUAGAAACAAAGCAAGAGAAGGACAGAGAGACUCCACUAGAAGGUGCUGCUGGAGGCCAAAAUAAACCAUGCGAUCCCGUUCAGGAAGCCUCAUCCUUAGAGAAAAGUGGAAGACCAAAGCCAACUAGACUCAAUCGCAACCCAAAGAUAGUGACUGACGAUAAAUCUCUAAUUCUCAAAGAUCUCAGAAUCAGGCUCGAUGUGACUGAGGUAAAGGCAACUCUUCAAACAGGCGAGGAUGAAUCCGGGCAUGACGAGUCACCUAAAAAGAUGCUUGGUACAUCCCCUAAAGAGCCAAUACCAGAACCCAGGUUUGAGAAGGAAAUCAUGAUGGACGAAGAUACAAUUAAAGAAGAGUCUAUAACACCUCCCCCAAAGGUUAAGGAUCCUAAUGAGGCAUUGUUAUUCCGCCAAAUGGAACUAGAACAAGCUGUGGAGAACAUAGCCAAGCUUACAGAGGACCCUACACCCAUGCAGUUUAAAAUCCCAAAUGAGUCACAACCUACUGAACUUGUUGUGGAGCCCGAGAUUGAGCCAGAAGGAGACAAGCCAGCUAAUCCCGCUAGUGAAACGGAACUUGCUGCCGCUAUCGAUUCCAUCACAUCUGAAGACAUGUCCUGCAGCCUGCCACAAGACCAAAUCAUAAGUUCUGUCAUCAAUCCAGAGCCAGGCAUCCAAACUCUGGUACCAGAUGCAAAAGUUGCUGAAAGUGAUGUGGAUUCGGCCACUAUCCAAGAGGACGCCUCCAAUACGGGAGCAACAAAAAAGGGGGCUAAAGGAAGACCAAAGGCUCAAAAAAGAGCUAAAGGCCCGAGGGCUGUGAACAAAAAGGAUGCAGCCAAAGAGAUGGUAAUCGAUGCAGAGAGUUCGUCUGUAAAGUCACCAGAGUCUUUACCUCCAGAGAUACCCACAGGAACAGAGACCUCACCACCAGCAGCUGCAGUGAUUACUCCCACAUCCAAGCAGGAUAUGAGUUUACCGGUCAAUGUUACUGAAGUUCCUAAAGUGACCGAGGUUCCUCUUAAAGAACAGCCUGACCUGCCAAAACCAUCAGGUCUUCCAGUAAGCAAAAGCCCAACGUCCAUUAAGCCUCAGCCCAAUCCUUAUGAUUGUACAUCUCCAUCUGUUUCUCCCACAAGUAUUUGCCUCAAACCUUUACAUCAAAGUCGACCCCCAAUUUCCCCCACAGACCAACUGAAUCAGUCUAAAGAGACCGCAGUGCUCACCAAUUCAGUAAUGCCUACAGCUCCGGUGGAGAGCCCAACGAUGCAUCCCAGCAGCGAUCUACGUAAAAUUCUCGCAAAGCCGAGAGGUAUCCCAAUCCCAGAGGUUAAUGCUAUUCCUGGGGCCAUACAUGCAAGGGAGAGUGAUGCCAAAAAUGUCCCACAUGAGAACAGGCAGCCUUCUAUUUCAGCUCAACCCUUAGUUCGACCGCCAGCGUCCUUAGCAUCUCCAGAAACAAAGCAAUCGGUCAUUUCUGUAAUCGCCUCCACAGCCUCGGUCAUCAGUCGAAUCUGCAACCCUUCUGAAUCAGAGGAGACGCACAGUGUUCCAAUAAAUAAUCCCUUUGUGGAAAAGCAACCACCCAAACCAGUGUACCAGCCCAGCAUGGAGGAAAGCGGCGCUUAUCAUGGACCGCCCGGUGGAGAGGAGGGUGGAAACGCAAGUCGCUAUAUAGUAGAGAACACAUCCUUGAGCACAGGCCCUCCUCCUGCAGGCCUAAGGGUAAACACCUCGGAGGGAGUGGUAGUGCUUAGUUACUCUGGGCAGAAAAUCGAGGGUCGACAACGGAUUAGUGCCAAGAUCAGCCAGAUCCCACCUCCUAGUGCCAUAGACAUAGAAUCCCAGCAGCUGGUAUCAAUGCCUCCGAUCAAACCAGAACUUUACGGUGCAUCCCAGCGAGACUCACCCAAGGGUCCAGUUCCGUCAUCGGAUCAUGGCCAUUCUCUGAAGUCACAGGCAAAUAUGUCUUCUAAGCAUGAAUCUGGGCCAGACAAGUUGGAUCCCUACUCUCCUGUGCAAAGUGGUGUUGUAAAAAGAAUACAGCAGACUCCUGGUCCAUCACAGGUCAUAGGUUUUCAUCCCUCAGACUACACUAUUCUAAUGAAGCAUCCAAAAAAGGCAGAAGGGAAUGAAUCUCCCUGGGUGUCGGCUAUAAGUCCUGCCAUAAGCCCUCAUCUUCCCUCUGCAGCUGGUAACCAUGUUGGGUUUAUACCAGGAACACCUACAGAUAGACCCCCUUCACAUAUUCAGCCCUUACAGGAACCAAGAUCUCCAAGGAAAUCUGGACAUCCCCAUUCUCCCUUUGCUAAAGUGUCCUCGCCUAUUGGCUCUUCAUCUCCCAAAGCUGUUUCAAUGGUCUUGCAACCGGGUUUGCCUACAAUUUCUCAGUACAUCCCCAGUGUGCAUCAUUCUGAACAGUCAGUCAUCAUGCCUCCUCAUAGUUCCCACGGCGGUCUGGGAAGAAUUUCUCCUCACCGGGUGGGCCAGGCCAUUACCAUGGGUCAUCUUUCUCAAGGAGAGGUCAGAGUUAACACGCCACCUCUGGUAAUGAGCUAUGGCAUUCAUAACGAAGGCCUUGCAUCAUCCUGGCCACCAGGCCAACAGCGCUCGACGUCUCCUCAGGCUGUAGUGAACCGAGAGAUGGUCCUCAAGGUUAACCCAGCCAAUGCCAGAGGCCACGAUGGACUAGGGAGACCACCAGCUACUCAACUAAAACAAGACUCAAUACCUGCAGAGUACCGCGGGCCAGUUCACAGCGGAAUGGCGCUGGACCGAUUUAACAUGUCGGCGAGAGACAUGCGAAUGCUCAUUCACCACCAGCAGGGGGAGCGUCCGUCUGGAGAGCUGCACCCAGGCCACAUUGCAGAGGCUGCCAACUCGACCACGAACAUCGCCGCGUCCCUUUCUCCACGGCCACACCUCUUACAAAAAGGCGUGUCCGACAAGGAUGCCGUAAAGCAAUCUGAAAUUAAGAGGUCCACGUCACCACCAGGAAAAGAAGGAAUCAUGGGGAUUCGUGGUGCAGUCCCUGCGAUUGCCUCCCCUCAGCGGGUACAUCUGAUCCCCUCCGGGGCCGUUCCACAGUUUCCUGAGUAUUCGACCAUGUACACCAACCUACGCACCGUCCACUCCCAGUUUUCCGAAAGCUCCCCUCUGGGAAUGAGCCAGCCUCCUCGCAAUAUCACACCCUCACAGGGUGUUCAAGAAUCCGACCGCAGCCAGACGCCGACGGAAACGAACAUGGAGCAUGUCGAGCACCAGCAGGUCAACAUGGUCCAGCUGCUAACGCGGUACCCGAUUGUGUGGCAAGGCCUGUUGGCACUAAAGAACGAUACCGCUGCGGUCCAGCUGCACUUUGUAUGCGGAAACAAGUCUCUGGGGCUGCGCUCCCUCCCUGUGCCAGAGACUGGCGCUCUCCUCCGUAUCGUCCAGAGGAUGAGAUUAGAGACGCAACAGCUCGAAGGAGUAGCUCGCAGAAUGACCGGCGAGAGUGACUUCUGCCUCCUGCUGGCCAUGCCGUGCGGUCGAGAUACAGAAGACGUGGUGAACCAGACCCAAGUUCUCAAAUCGGCCUUUAUCAACUACCUGAAGGCCAAGCUGGCGGCGGGAAUCAUCAACGUACCCAACCCUGGAUCCAAUCAGCCUGCCUACGUGCUGCAGAUUUUCCCUCCGUGCGAGUUUUCGGAGAGUCACCUCUCACGACUGGCUCCUGACCUUCUAAACCAGAUCUCCAGUAUUUCUCCUCACCUCAUGAUCGUCAUCACCUCCGUCUGAUCCUGAGACUCGCGUUGUUCUGGCCUCGUCUCUGCGGACGCCUCGGGAUUACGGGACGGACGCGUCCGGAUACUUACGUACAUAUAGGACCUUCUGACUCUGAGCGGCUGGAGGAUCGUCCGUCUGCAGCGCCACUCCAGAUCAGCACCAGAUGAACUCGAUCAUGUCUGCUGUACUUCUAUUUAUUGGAGAUCAUUUUUUCUUUUUAAUCCUAAUAAUUUGGGGGAAUUGUGGUGUUUUUGGAGAACGUAAAAAGGGCGGAAAUUUUUUUAGUUUUUUUUUCUUUCUGUUCCUCCCUCAUGGAUCUAGUCCUGAUCUUUUUGAGGUAGGGAACAGGAGCAGUGUAACAGAACCAUGUAUGUCAUGAAUGUCGGUAAGUGCCCCGUACGGAGCUUUAAUGUCCGAUUCGGGAGGUCGACCCGUCAGAAUCCGCUCCCGCUCACUGCGCCCAUUCAGAUCAUGAUGAACCCACCCGCCGGCUGGAGCUUCGGAUGGCAGGACUGUAAAUAUUUUAAAUAUUUAAAACUUUGGCUUGAACCCAGGAGAGUUGCCCUUUAUUUUCAGCGGUGGGUCUGAGCAGCCGAAUCUCCGAGGCAGGACAGGAGUGAAAGAUGCCGACACAGAGACUGGACUUUCAUUUGUCAUGUAAAUACUUCAGACUUUUGGGCUGGCAGCUCUUACCAGGGUUUGUUGUUGCGGGCACUUCAAAUUUUCUUACUCAAAUAAAAAAAAAGUUUCAGAAAACACGAUCAGUCAUGA
This is a messenger RNA of Trichomycterus rosablanca, 10546 nucleotides long. RefSeq names its product msx2-interacting protein. The transcript is spliced from 15 exons. The coding region runs from base 203 to 9787 and encodes 3194 amino acids. Gene Ontology annotation, biological process: regulation of transcription by RNA polymerase II. The record is from RefSeq and is a predicted model, not a curated record. Gene Ontology annotation, molecular function: mRNA binding. Gene Ontology annotation, cellular component: nucleus. NCBI's taxonomy places the organism in Eukaryota, Metazoa, Chordata, Actinopteri, Siluriformes, Trichomycteridae.